AUUGUCCCAUUUCUCAUCAAGGAUUUCCUUUGAUCACAGGUAAAGUUGGCCAGGUCUCUGGUCCUGCUUACACCGGGGAAAUGGGCGGCGCCAACGCACACUGUGCCAGCCACACACUUCUCCGCACGGCCAAGCCCGCUCUGGUAUAAAUUCAGCUCUUGAAAAGCCGGCCAGACUGUUUCCAAACAAUCAUUCGCAAUGGCUCGUACCAAGCAGACUGCCCGCAAGUCUACCGGAGGCAAGGCCCCCCGCAAGCAGCUGGCCACCAAGGCAGCACGUAAGUCUGCCCCUGCUACCGGAGGUGUCAAGAAGCCCCAUCGUUACAGGCCUGGUACUGUUGCCCUUCGUGAGAUCCGUCGUUACCAGAAGAGCACUGAGCUCCUCAUCCGCAAGCUGCCCUUCCAGCGCCUCGUCCGUGAGAUUGCCCAGGACUUCAAGACUGACCUCCGCUUCCAGUCCUCUGCUGUCAUGGCUCUGCAGGAAGCCUCCGAGGCUUACCUGGUCGGCCUCUUCGAGGACACCAACCUGUGCGCCAUCCACGCCAAGCGUGUAACCAUUAUGCCCAAGGAUAUCCAACUUGCUCGCCGUAUCCGCGGAGAGCGCGCCUAAGAUUUUGGUUGCUAGCUUGCUUGCAUACAUCAAAAUCAUCCUCCUCGGCCCUUUUCAGGGCCUAAACUAAUCAAUAUUGAGAUGAAAACAUGACAUGCUUCCUUUUUUUCUUGUUUGCUUUAGUUUUAGAUGUCAAAUGUAACCAGCAAUGACGAUUAGAAUCAAUGACAUUGCAUAGAUAGAUAGAUAGGUAUGCAACUAGUAAGGUAAGGCACGAAGCCAUGCAUGACUGACUUUCAACAUGUUGUCAACGCACUUGAUUUCCUUAUCGUAUACGUUUCGGUAUGAGUACUAUGCCAAAUAUUAAAUACUACAACAAUA
This is a messenger RNA of Penaeus vannamei (Pacific white shrimp), 930 nucleotides long. Lineage: Eukaryota; Metazoa; Arthropoda; Malacostraca; Decapoda; Penaeidae. The record is from RefSeq and is a predicted model, not a curated record.